Molecule: messenger RNA, 3108 nt
Organism: Mixia osmundae IAM 14324
Lineage: Eukaryota; Fungi; Basidiomycota; Mixiomycetes; Mixiales; Mixiaceae
Exons: 12
Coding region: 61-3063 (1000 amino acids)
Biological process (GO): mRNA splicing, via spliceosome
Cellular component (GO): cytosol; U2-type catalytic step 2 spliceosome; U4/U6 x U5 tri-snRNP complex
Molecular function (GO): translation elongation factor activity; U5 snRNA binding; GTP binding
Source: RefSeq, a predicted model, not a curated record
AAAACUGUCGAACAGCUCGAGCGGAGUGAAGUCCCUUCCCUUCAGCUCAGCAGGCCCGCAAUGGACGACUACGACGAGUUCGGCAACUACAUUGGUGCCGAUCUGUCAGGCUCAGAGAGCGACGAUGAGCUCGCGCAGUCUGGCAGCCGGACAGCAGGAGCUCCAGGAGGAGCAGCUUACUUGUCUGAUGAGGAUGGAGCGGAUGAAGACCUUGCCAUGCGAGAAGCGUCACCGGACGGUGGACCUGUUGAGCGAUCGGCACCCUCGAAUGCGAUCAUCUUGCACGAAGAGAAGAAGUACUACUCCACCGCGCAGGAGCUGUACGGCGAGGAUGUAGAGACGAUGGUGCAGGAGGAAGAUGCUCAGCCGCUCACUGAGCCCAUCAUUGCGCCCAUCGUCAAGAAGAAGUUCAGAGUGCUCCACCAGCAGAAGACCGCCAGGCUGGCCUCUCAGUCGGCCGACAAGCAACAGCAACAGCAGCCAGAGACGAGAUUCGACAAAGACUUCUUGCUCGACCUUUCCACUUACCCCGAACUCAUCAGGAACGUCGCCGUCGUCGGUCAUCUCCAUCACGGCAAGACGAGUUUGCUCGACAUGCUCGUUCACGAGACUCACGUACUCGACUGGGACACCGACAAGCCCAUCCGCUAUACAGAUGCGCAUAUGCUCGAACAAUCUCGCAAGAUCUCCCUCACCUCGACCCCGAUCUCUCUUGUACUUCCUACUUCAAAAGGCAAAUCCUAUCUGCUCAACCUCAUCGACACACCCGGCCAUGUCAAUUUCCAGGACGAGGUGGCGGUGGCUGCCAGAGUAUGCGACGGCGCUCUGCUCGUCGUCGAUGCAGUCGAGGGUGCACUCGCCAACACAGAGACGAUCAUUCGUCAUCUCAUUGCAGAACGGAUACCCAUCACCCUCGUCAUCAACAAAGUCGAUCGACUCGUGCUCGAACUCCGUCUACCGCCAGCUGAUGCUUACUACAAGCUCAAGCAUACCAUCGAAGAAGUUAAUACGCUCAUAAGUGCCAUCGAUCCCAGUCCGGAGCUACGAGUCAGUCCGGAAAAGGGUAACGUCGCCUUUGCGUCGACCUCCAUGGGCUGGUGCUUCACCCUUCGGUCGUUCGCAAAGAUGUACGCCGAUACCUAUGGCGGUAUGGAUCUCGACUCAUUCGCAGAGCGACUUUGGGGCAAUAUCUACUACUCUCGCCAGACUCGCAAAUUCAGCAAGCGAUCUCAAGACGGCGAUCGUGCUUUCGUCCACUUCAUACUCGAGCCUCUGUACAAGCUCUAUACUCAGGUAUUGAGCUCAGAUACGGACAAGCUACGAGAUACACUGUACAACUUAGGCAUCACACUCAAGCCUGCGCUUUACAAGAUGGAUGUCAGGCCGCUCCUCAAGCUCGUUCUCAAUGCCUUCUUCGGUCCUGCUUCUGGCCUUAUCGACAUGAUCGUCCAACACGUACCCGAUCCUGCUUCUGCCGCUGCACGAAAGACGUCCGAUACGUAUACCGGUCCACUCGAAGGUCGACUGGCGCAGUCAAUGCUCUCUUGCGAUCCAGACGGUCCACUGAUCGUCCAGAUUGUCAAGCUCAUCCCGUCCGAGGACGCAGAGCAAUUUCAUGCCUUUGGGCGGGUGCUCAGUGGCACGGUUUCGCGAGGGCAACGUGUGAGAGUGUUGGGAGAAGGCUACACGCUCGAUGACGACGAAGACUCACGACUGGCCACCAUCGAGAACGUCUGGGUUUCGCAAGCUAGAUACUCCAUAGAAACAGACGGGAUGCAAGCGGGCAACUUUGUCUUGCUCGGCGGUGUGGAUGCCUCGAUCAGCAAAACAGCGACUAUCGUCGAUGCCGACAUCCAGGAAGAUCUCUAUAUCUUUAGACCGAUACGGCACAUGACCCAAUCCGUUCUCAAAGUUGCCGUUGAGCCAGUGCAUCCGUCCGAGCUACCAAAAAUGCUCGAAGGCCUGCGCAAAAUCAACAAGACCUAUCCGCUCGUAGAAACGCGCGUAGAAGAGUCAGGUGAACAUAUCAUACUGGGCACAGGCGAGCUCUACCUCGAUUGCGUCAUGCACGAUCUUCGAAUCAUGUUUGCCGGCAUAGAGAUCAAGAUAUCGGAUCCGGUCGUGCGAUUCUGCGAGACCGUCGUGGAUACCUCUGCACUCAAAUGCUAUGCCGAUACGCCGAAUAAGAAGAAUAAGCUGACGAUGAUUGCCGAGCCGAUGGAAAAAGGCAUCGCCGAAGCGAUAGAACACCGCAAAGUGACAAUGAAAAUGCCUGGUAAAGAGAUUGGUAAAUUCUUUCAAGGAAAUUUCAAUUGGGAUCUCCUCGCUUCGCGCUCGAUAUGGGCUUUCGGGCCUGAUGAGCAAGGUCCAAACAUUCUCAUGGACGACACAUUGCCUUCAGAAGUGGAUAAGAAGCUGCUCUUCAAUGUGCGCGACUCUAUCAAACAAGGUUUUCAGUGGGGGACACGAGAAGGUCCUCUUUGCGACGAACCGAUACGAAAUGUCAAAUUCAGGCUACUCGAUGCAACGCUGGCGACAGAGCCGAUACACCGUGGAGGCGGACAGAUUAUUCCAACAGCACGCCGUGUGUGCUACUCGUCAUUCCUUAUGGCCACACCGAGACUGCAGGAGCCCGUCUAUCGUGUCGAGAUCCAAUGUCCUGCAGAUUCAGUCUCGGCAGUCUACACUGUCCUCGCGCGAAGGAGAGGACAUGUCACGCGAGAUAUACCCAAGCCCGGCUCUUCGCUCUAUACAGUCCACGCGCUGUGUCCCGUCAUCGAUGCCAACGGGCUCGAGACUGAUAUUCGUACGAGUACGAAUGGGCAAGCGUUCUGCCAGCAAGAGUUUGACCAUUGGUCUAUCGUACCUGGUGAUCCGACGGACAAGUCCAUCAAGUUGCGACCGCUCGAGCCCAGUCCCGCACCUCAUCUUGCGCGCGACUUCUGUCUCAAAACGAGACGGCGGAAAGGUCUAGGCGACGACAUCGGGGUGAGCAAGUAUCUCGAGGCCGACAUGAUCCAAGCCAUCUCUGCGAGUAAUGAGGCUAUGGACCUGUUGUACUGAUUGCUCGAGAUGCAAGUCGCCCAAUCGUGGAUUGGCUCCAACGCG